Messenger RNA from Corapipo altera (White-ruffed manakin), 1513 nucleotides. Its product is annotated as E3 ubiquitin-protein ligase TRIM7-like. The transcript is spliced from 7 exons. The record is from RefSeq and is a predicted model, not a curated record. Gene Ontology annotation, molecular function: zinc ion binding; protein binding. The coding region runs from base 42 to 1496 and encodes 484 amino acids. NCBI's taxonomy places the organism in Eukaryota, Metazoa, Chordata, Aves, Passeriformes, Pipridae.
CCUGAGCUCGGUCCCUGCCCCGCAGGAGGAGAGGGGAGACCAUGGCCGGCGUUUUCCUGCCGGGCAACCUGCAGGACGAGGCGACCUGCUCCGUGUGCCUCGAGUUCUUCCGCGACCCGGUUUCCAUCGAGUGCGGCCACAACUUCUGCCGCUCCUGCAUCGCCAAGAGCUGGCGGGACCUGGAGGGGGAUUUCCCGUGCCCGCAGUGCCGGGAGGUUUUCCAGCUCCGCAGCUUCCGACCCAACCGGCAGCUCGCCAACAUGGCCGAGAUCAUCGCCCAGUUCGCCCAGAGGGGUGGCGGCGGUGCCGGUGGCCACCAGGGCGGCGGCGAGGUGGCCACGGGGCAGUGCCCGCGGCACCGGGAAGCCCUCAAGCUCUUCUGCCGCGACGACGGGCGCCCCAUCUGCGUGGUGUGCGACCGCUCCCGCGAGCACCGGCCCCACGCCGUGGUGCCCGUGGACGAGGCGGCCGAGGAGUACAAGGAGAAGAUCCAGGGCCGCUUGGAUCUCCUGCGGAAGGAGCGCCAGGAGCUGCUGGAGUUCAAAGUGAACGACGACAAGAGGACCCAGGAGCUGCUGACCAUCGAGGGCGAGCGGCAGAAGCUGCUGUCGGAGUUCGAGCGGCUGCGGCAGUUCCUGCGCGAGCAGGAGCAGCUCCUGCUGGGGCAGCUGGAGAAGAUGGAGAAGAACAUCUCCCGGAGGCAGAACGGGAACAUCUCCGACCUCUCCCGGGAGAUCACCCUCCUCAACAAGCUCAUCUCCGAGCUGGAGGAGAAGGUCCAGCAGCCCACGCUCGAGUUCCUCAAGGACGUGAUGGGCGUCAUCAGCAGGAGCGACGAGGUGAAGUGCCAGAAGCCCGUCCCGGUGAGCACCGACACCAAGAUCCACGUCUGCAACUUCUCCCUCAAGACCGUGGUCCUGGAGAAGGUCCUGAAGAAAUUCCGAGAAAACCUGCAGGACGAGCUGGGAAGAGGCGAGAAAGAGGACCUGACCCUGGACCCCGACUCCGCCAACCACCUGCUGAUCCUCUCGGCCGACCUCAAGAGCGUCCGCAUGGGCUGCCGGAAGCAGGAGCUGCCCGACAACCCCAAGCGCUUCGACACCAACUCGCGCGUCCUCGCCUCGCGCGGCUUCCGCUCGGGGCGGCACUACUGGGAGGUGGAGGUGGGGCCCUCGGACGGCUGGGCCUUCGGGGUGGCCCUGGAGUCGGUCAGGAGGAAGGGCCUGACCCAGUUCUCCCCCGAGGAAGGGAUCUGGGCCGUGCAGCAGAACGGGGGACGCUACUGGGCCGUGACGUCUCCGCAGCGGACGCCGCUGAGCCCGGGCAGGAAGCUGGGCAGGGUCCGGGUCUACCUGGACUACGAGGGCGAGGAGGUGUCGUUCUACGACGCCGAGAGCAUGGAGCACAUCUUCACCUUCAACGUGGCCUUCAGGGAGAAGGUGUUCCCGCUCUUCUCCGUCUGCUCCACCGUCACCUACAUCAAGCUGUGCCCCUGAGGGGGCUCGACCGGGGC